This is a messenger RNA of Closterium sp. NIES-65, 1572 nucleotides long. NCBI's taxonomy places the organism in Eukaryota, Viridiplantae, Streptophyta, Zygnematophyceae, Desmidiales, Closteriaceae. The record is from the annotation of a GenBank genome assembly.
AUGGCUACCCCUAGUGUCCUCACGUUUGACGCUGAGGGACGAGCCGUAGACUUUGAGGUCUGGGUCGACGACCUGCAGCUGUUCCUACAGUGCGAUAGGGCAGACGGCCUCUCUCUCUUUGACCUUACCUCUGGCGCUUCCCCUGCCCCUGCUGCUAAUGCUGACGCCACUGUUCGCUCCCAGUGGGCCACGCGCGACGCUGCUGCACGUCUUGCUCUGCGUCGCCACCUCCCUACCUCCGAGCGUGCGCACUUUAGCCAGUACAAGAGUGCUCAGACCUUGUACGACGCAGUAGUCGCGCGCUACUCCUCCCCUGCCACUGCUGCACUGAGCCGUCUCAUGCUGCCGUACCUCUUCCCUGACCUUGCUGCUUUUCCCACCGUAGCUGACCUCAUCACGCACCUCCGCACUAGUGACACUCGCUACCGCGCUGCACUCCAUGCUGAAUUCUGCGCCGCGAACCCCCCCCCCAUGUACAUCACUCUGUACUUCCUAGUCACUCGCCUCCCUGACUCCCUUCGCGUAGUCAGGGACCACUUUCUCUCAGUCUGUCCCACCACGCUCACCGUAGACCUCCUGGAAAAGGCCCUCCUAGCGAUAGAGAAGAGCAUCCUCGCUGUAGGAGCCUCUCGAGGUGACCCGCGCACCCCCAUCUUUGAGGGGUGUUCUCCCUCCCCCCUGCUGCCCUCUGUUGCCUCUGCUGCUGCGGCCGACCUCCUUGGUCUUGAGUCGGUCGGCGCGGCGUCUGCCCCUAGCGGGAGACGCCGCCCUGGCAAGGGCAAGGGGGGCAAGGGAGCUGGAGGAGCGGGCGGUGGAGGUGGAGGUGGAGGCGGUGGGGGGAGUGGGGGUGGCGGUGGGAGUGGAGGUGGGGGUGGAGGGGUCGGUGGUGGCAGUGGAGGCGGAGGCGGCGGCGGCGGUGGCGGUGGGAGCGGAGGUGGCGGAGGAGGCGGCGGUGGAGGCGGCGGCGGAGGCGGCGGCAGUGGUGGAGGCAGCGGAGGAGGCGGAGGCGGUGGGGGUGGCGGUGGAGCUGGUCGCGGGUCGUCGCAGAGGAGUGGCUCCGGUGGUGGCUCGCGCCAGCAGCAGCAGCGCGGUCGUGAGACCCUGUCACCUCAGCAGCUCCGUGAGUGGUACACUGCACGCCAGCGGGGUGGGGGUUUUGGUCCGUGCACCUACGUCCUGCGCACCGGCGACCGUGCGGGUGAGCAGUGUGGGGGUGCGCACCCCACCCAGCGCUGCUUUGGCCGCCUUACGGACACGUGGCGUCACCAGUUCCCAGAGGCCUCAGAGAUCCCUCGCUGGGGCGAGCUGUCUAGGGCGGGUGUGGCCAUCUUUGAUCUUGACUUUGAUGCUAUUCUUUCUGCCAUGUAUGCUGUGUCUAUUAGUGAUGAGGGUGACUGUUACCGGUGUUUCCCGCCCGAUCCGGGCAUUGAGACUGCUACUCUAGGUACUGGUACGGCUGCUGCCCUAGGUGCGUGCGGCGCUGCUGCUCUAGGUGCUGGUGUGUCUGCGUCCUCAGGUACUGGUGAGUCUGCGCUCUCAGGUACUACACCGCACCACACUCACGCCGCUUAG